This is a messenger RNA of Peromyscus californicus insignis, 7577 nucleotides long. It is a transcript of the gene Gfral, whose product is annotated as GDNF family receptor alpha like. Gene Ontology annotation, biological process: nervous system development. Lineage: Eukaryota; Metazoa; Chordata; Mammalia; Rodentia; Cricetidae. Gene Ontology annotation, cellular component: signaling receptor complex; external side of plasma membrane. The transcript is spliced from 9 exons. Gene Ontology annotation, molecular function: signaling receptor activity. The record is from RefSeq and is a predicted model, not a curated record. The coding region runs from base 375 to 1553 and encodes 392 amino acids.
AUGAGUAGGGGACUAAACACGGUCAAAUGUCUUGGAAGACAGUUACAUUCAGGAAGCACAGCUUAGUGUUCUAGUCAAUGUGCAGAGAAUGCAUCAUUUACCCCUGUUAUUGGGUUUGCAAGAUUUCGUGGGAGCAUAAUAUCCUGGGUUCACACACUGAGGAGAACAAUUGGAUUUGAAUGUAAUUAAGAAAGUUCACAGCUCAGAACAAAUUGGUGAGGAAACGGUGACAUCAGAAGCUGACUCUAAUUGGCUGUGCUCUUAGGAAGCGAGAGCAGAAACUGAAAGCUUAUUCCGGAAGUUUCCUUUGGGAAGCAAGCUGGUUGGUGUCAGCACUUCUGCCUUUCUCCCAGGUGAACAGCUCGUUGUCCAACAUGAUAGUGUUCAUUUUCUUGGCUGCGAGGCUGAGUUCAGAAAAUGAAUCCUCUUCCCAGACGAAUGACUGUGUACGUUUAGUGCAGCAAUGCUUGAUUGAUACAAACGGCUGUGAGCAGUCAUGGAGAUCAGUGGAACACACCUGCAUCAUUCCAGGUGACUCCUGCAAGAUAAAUAACUCAUCACAUUGUAACCUGAGUAUCCAGUCUUUGAUGGAAAAAAAUUUCCAGCUUAAAGAAUGUCUUUGUGUCGACGACCUCCACUGUACAGUGAACAAACUUUUGGGGAAAAAAUGCAUCAAUCAGACAGGUAACAUGAAAAAGGGUAAUAAUCACAACUGGGAUCUAACUACCCCUUUGCAUCACGGAUUCAAACAGAUGCAGUCUUGUUUGGAAGUGACAGAGGCAUGCGUAGGGGAUGUGGCUUGUAAUGCACAAUUGGCCCUUUACCUUAAAGCAUGCUCAGCAAAUGGAAAUCUGUGCGAUGUGAAACAUUGCCAAGCAGCCAUACGGUUCUUCUAUCAAAAUAUGCCUUUUAACACUGCCCAGAUGUUGGCUUUUUGUGACUGCGCUCAAUCUGAUAUACCCUGUCAGCAGUCCAAAGAAACUCUUCACAGCAAGCCAUGUGCACUGAACAUAGUUCCACCCCCCACUUGCCUCAGUGUAAUUCACACUUGCCGAAAUGAUGAAUUAUGCAGGACACACUAUCGAACAUUCCAAUCAGAAUGCUGGCCCCGGGUGACAGGGAAGUGCCAGGAUGACGAGACCUGCAUCAGCACAUUAGGCAAGCAAGACCUUACUUGUUCUGGGAGUGACAGCUGUAGGGCUGCCUACCUGGGAACCUUUGGGACAGCCCUUCAAGUGCCAUGUGCUUGCAGGAGCAUCACGCAGAGCGAAGAACCUUUGUGCAUGGCUCUCCAGCACAUGCUUCAUAGCAAAUCAUGUUUCAAUUAUCCAACUCCUAAUGUCAAAGACAUUUCCUCAUAUAAAAGAAAGCAUUCAAAGGAAAUUACUCUGACUGGGUUCAAGUCUCCCUUCAAUGGAGAACUAGUCUAUGCUGUCCUGUGCAUGAUUGUUACCUGUGGAAUUCUUUUCUUGGUGAUGCUCAAGCUGAGGAUAUCAAGUAAAAAAAGAGAUCCCUCACCUAUGGAAAUAGCUGGAGGUGUCAUCACUCAGUGAGCCACAGAUCACUAUCAAGUCCAAGUUUUUGUAGUAAACCAGCGGAGAAUUACAUUUGCCAAUAAUACGAUUUAAGAUGGAUUUGACGAUAUUCAGUCAUUAUAUACAACAAUGCCUGGCACAGUAAUAUAGCAUAAUCACCACAGAUCUGCUCUUUUUCCUAAAAAUAUUUGAGUAAAUACUUGUAGUGAUGUCAUAACUAGUUGAUAACAUUUCCUUUGGAGACAAAAAGUGCCAUCUAAAAAGGUAGCAGUUUUUGCUUGAAUGGUAUCAGUGCAAAUAUCAACUUUUCUCAUAAUAUGAUUCAAUGUAGUUAGAGUAUGUGGGUUUUUUUCUGAACAAUUUUAUAAUUUCCCACUAACUUGAUCAAAUGAAAAUGCUAAUGAGAAUGCUGGCUAUAUUUGUUAUUUACAUAUUCUUACUUUGUGUAUAAUCAUUAAACAAAUCAUUGAUGUUAAACAUAUUCAGUUAGAUGAUUGGUUCUAAAAAUAAAAACUGACACCUUAUGAAUUUUAUAAUUUAAAUCAUACUGAAUUUUAUUUUUAGUCUGGUGUCUUAAUGUCCAUAAAUACAUAAAGCAACUACAGUGACUAAGAAAAGUCACCCCAAUAAGGAUGUAUUUUGUGAAUUUAAUUUUUCUUUGCUGAUUAAUCAUCAUGAAAUUCUGUAAUAAUAAAGUCACACUUACAUUGCCAUUUUCUAUAGUUUUUUCUACAUUACUGCUUUGUUCUGGCUUGUCGUCAGUGUAACUAUUUGAAAAUAUAUCCACCAAUUAAUGAAUAUACACUCUACAAAUGCAUACAAUCACAUCACCAUUCACUGUUCAGAAUCCUAAGGUUGUAUUGCUCAGUCACACAAAACAUAAAUAUUUAAUAACCCAAGAACACCAGGCUAGUAAAAGAUACAUUUUAUGUAUUAAAGAUACAUUUGCAAUUGGAGGUAAAAUAUUUUCCUCUUGCUUGGUCUCAUUUUUUAUUAAUUAAAGUACCUACAUUAAAUUAAACUUGAACCUAACAUUUGGUUCUGUAUAUUUAGGGCAACUAAAAAGCAAUACUUUACAUUUGAAAGCAGGCAAGUAAGACUUGGUAAAUUUUGGUACCAUAAAGGUUACCAUAAAAAUUGGUAACCAUAAAGGAUUGUGGACAGCCCACUGCAGUGGUUCUCAACCUGUGGGUCACGACCAACCUGUGAGUCAUGACCCCUUUUGAUCUUUAGAAAAUAAACAGGCAAAUAAAAACAAACAACCCCCCCCAACAAAACCCAGGAAACACACAUGUAUAGAUUCAUAUACAGUAAGAAGUAAAAACUAUAAAAACACAAAAUUGAAAACCAUAAUCUACAAUCACAAGACCAGUGAGGCAAAUAAAUGCUUAAACAAGCAAUAUGAGACACACAUAAAAAAAUCUACAAAAAUACCAAUGAUUUCCUUUUGUGUAGAUCAUCUACUGCUAGGCAUGGGUUCUGCUCUUAAGUGCGACUUGUAAACCCACUAGAGAAAACUAAUUUUUCUAUUUCUGAACUGUUGUCAUUAAGAGAUAGCUUCUUGGUUAGGGAUGGGAAAUUUUGUCUUCUUGUCCCUCUCAGCACUGGAGUCCUAUCUAGCUUGGACCUGUGCAAGUCCUGUGCAUGCUCUCACAGUUUCCAAAAGUUCAUAUGUACAUCAGUCCUACUGAAUCUGGAAGACAUGGUUUCCUAGGUGUCAUCCAUCCCCUCUGGUUCUUAUAAUUUUUCUGCUUUCUCUUCUGCCUAGUUCCAUGAGCCCUUCUCAAUGCGAAGGCAUCCCAUUUGGGAGUGAAAGUGCCAAAGUCCCUACACUUUUUCACAUUGUCUGCUUUUGGGUCUCUGUAUUACUAUCCACCUACUGCAGGAGGAUGCUUCACUGAUGAUAGCUGAGUAAAACAAUAAUCAAUGAAUAUAGCAGAAUAUUGUUAGGAGUCAUUGUGUCGCUACUAAAACAGAAUUUUAUCUCCUGGAUGAGAAGAGCAACAAUACAGGAAAACAGCAGAAGGACACAACAUCAAAUACUUUAGAAAAUUUAAAGUCACCUGUCUCUAGAACAUGGUACCUAGCUAUUGAGGGAGUAGAUAUCAGAAACACAAAGCCCCUUUAGGUCUAAAGACUCACCAUGAAUGUUACAUAUCAUGGCUCUCUUGUCAACCCCAUCAUUUCUUCUGUCCUUGGGGGAAUGCCUUUUAGAAACAUGCCUCCUCUGCGCUGGGCCAAGGACCCUUGCUCCGUGUCUCCCCAAUACUUACUUCUCUUUGCCUUAGACCACUACAUCUCACUAUAACGAUUUCUUCACUGUUUUUCUCAAUAAAUUGCAACUCUUGGUGACUGCAUCUAUGGUUUCCAUUUCUGUCCCUCAGCUUGCCAUCACAUGGCUGUUGCCUACUUAAAGAGUCAACAGAUCUUUCUCAAAAGCCUGCAUAACAUUAGGUCCAUUAUUUUCAGUCAUGGGGCUGUGGCUUACAAGUUCCCUUUGGAGGGAAUUAUAGACAGUUAAGAGUUACUAGAGGACAGGGCUGAUAAAGUUGCUCCCAAAGGGCGUAUAGAUGCUUAACCAUUACUGGGAUGGAGCAGUCUUUCCUCAGCAGUGCAGCUGCCUGUAAGCCUCCCAUGUGUCUGUCUGUAAGCACACUGUCACCCACACUCUUGUAAGCAAUCCUAGUUAAACUCUUUUUUCACCAAACCCUCUCUUUGGUCUGUUGUUCGCAUCCUACCCGGGAUGCAUAGAUAUUUUCAUGUCUCCCCAGAAAAGAUUCACACAAUAAGAAGUUUUAAAUGAGGGAAUGAUUUCUGAAUGAAUAAAAGUGAACCAGCAAUAAAUGGAAACAAUGGAUGGGAAAAGUCUAAGAAUUAUCUCUAAAGUGGACUGCAAUACUGAACUAAUAAGAAUUAAACAUCUGCAGUGAUUAAUUUGUUCAACACUCAUUUACUGAGCACAUACUAAACAUCAGUCAGUGUACUAAGAAUUGGAGGCACAAUUCGGAACACAUUAGAUCUAAAUAAACCCCUCAAACAUUUGAAAAAUAAAGAAGUACACAAGAAUUGUAUAUUUGAAGGCCUGUAGUACAUACGUAACGAAAGCAGAAGUAAAGUAGUCUGGAAUAGGCAGGUAGAAUAGGCUUAAUGUAUGGUACAGACAUAUAUAAUUUCAAAAAAAAUUAAAAAGUAAAAAGUUUAUAAGCCAAUUUCUGAGAAGUGAUAAAUAUUACAAAGAAAUGAAUAGUUUGGAAUGAUCAUAUGAUACUAACAAGAGAAAUUAUAGAUGUCAUAUGAGAAAAUUGAUGCUCUUCAUAAAUAGUACUUGAAAUGGAAAGGAACUUGGAAUUAGGUGUUUGUAGGAAGUUGAAGUUGUGAGGAUUGUUUUAAGAAUAUUCAUUAAAAUAGGCUUUUGAUGCCAAUUGUUCCACCAUGGUGCCAUUUGGAAAACUACUGCACACAAGGAAGAAUGAGACUAGGAUUGGAAGUCCAGUGUGCCACCUUCAUCUUCAGAAUUAUCCCACCUCUCUCCAUCACACAGCACAGGUUUCCUGGCCUUACUCUUUCAGUUGAGUUUAUCCAACAGAAAAAAAAAAUGACAUAUUUAAUACCUCAAGGUAUCAUCCUAGGCUCUCCUUUUUCCAUUAACAUUCUAUCACUGUGGAAAUUUCUACAUGAAUCUGUCCUUCUGGAUUCCAAAAACACUUACUUCAUCUCUUUUUCCUCUCAGGCUUGUGAUACUCACAGCUAACUUGUUACUAAUCCUGAGCCUCAAAGUUACUGUACUGCUCAUUGUGGUUUUCUUACAACUACUCAAACAGGAAUGACGACUCCUUAAAUCAAGAAUUGUUAAAGGUCAUGAGAUAACUUGGAAUGUAGUCCAUCUAUUUCUUAUUGGUUCUCUCCUUGAUGACAACUCCAUGUAUGAACUAACUUAUUUUCAGACACCUUCAGGAUAUCCAUGUGGAGUCAUCUAGCAUUCAAGCAGAAAAUAUGCUGAAUUAGAUCUGAGUUGGAUCCACUAAAUCUUUAGUUUUCCACUACCUUCCACAUACCCCUCUGAUUGCCACAGAGAAGGCUGCUUCACACAGAAUACUUACUGUGGUAUCACAUGGGGAAGGUUGAUAGACCUCCUCACUUUUGAUUUUCUUAACAGUGAUGAAGUUCUCUCAAGAACUGUUUUAGUUACUUUUCUAUCACUAUGAAGAGGCAACAUGAACAAAAUAUCUCAUAAAAGACAAGGUUUAUUGGGCCUCACAUUUCUAGAGGAUUAAAAGUCCAUGAUUAUCAUGGCAGGGAACAUGGCAUUAGGCAGGCAUGGUGCUGGAGCAGUAGCUGAGCUCUUACAUCCUGAUCCAUACAUGCAAGGCAGGAAAAAAAAGAGAAACCUAACUGGAAAUGUCAUGGGCUUUUGAAACCUAAAAGCCAACCCCUAGUGACAUACUUUCUCCAACAAGGCCACACUUCCUAAUCCUUCCUAACCAAUUCUACCAACUGGGAAACCAAUCUUUCAGAUAUAACAGCCCGUGGCCUCAUUCAAACCACCACAUUCAAACCAUCCCAGGAGCCAUCUGACUUGUCCAGUAAUAGGAUUUUUUCCCUUCUGCCUGCUUCUGCAUAUUUACUCAGGGUCUGCUUUCCUCUACAUUUCCUCUCAUGAAUUUCCCCAGGAUCUCCUGAGGAGUUAACAGUUACCAGCUACAACUUAGCAAGGUCUCUGGGGAAGAAGUUUAAGGCAGAAGUGAAUCAGGGAUUUUGUUGUCACUACAAAGCUAUAGCUCAUUUGUAUUUCCUUGUUUGUCUUUUUUUUUUUAAUUUGUCACUCUAUAAAAAAUAUAUAUGUGACUGUUGUCACUUCCAUAAAAACUGAUACAAAUUAAUGGUGAAUAGAAUAUACCCUUUUUAUUUGUUUUCUAAACUACUCACAAUCGGAAGCCUAGAAAACUCAAAAGUAAAACCUGAAGGACAGUGUCUGCAUUUCUUCUCACAUUUCUGUCAGCCUGGCUUACCCUCAAUCUCCACUCUCCUUAGAACUUGAAGUGAGAACCACCUGGACUGAAUGAGGCAUGGUGCAUGAGUUUCCUAAGCUGUUCCCCAGGUGCUUCUCUGAGGCGUCGAUGCUUGUUCAGAUCACGCCGACCGCACCCCAAGAAUAAGCUAGCAGAACGAGUGUCACCACAGUGUCUGCUCUGUAGGUGAACCCAUUGUGAUAGGCACACACUUAAUCAGAUGUUCGCAGUGCUCACUGUUUUCAGUAACUGUCUAUAAAAACUCACACAGGCCUUUAAUCACAGAGGCCUGAAGUUUUAGGUUAGAAGACUGGCAGGUUUAAAUGUAAACAUACAGUUUCAUUAUGCUAUGGAACUUUUCUGUCUAGCUUAUGUAAUUAUGUUAUCUAUGAAAUGUAUGAUUUUAUGUUGAGUGUAAUAGAUAUCUGGUAUUUUCCGUUAUAACAGAGAUAUAAUCAGAUAAAAUAUUUUCUAAAGCUUGUAUAUCUAACAGCAACUAUAGAGACUAUCUGAAGUAAAUUAUCCAUCCUUAAACCUCAAGUUUGCUUUGGAUACACACUCUCAGUGCAAAUUAAGCAUAGUCUUUGAUUCACAAGUAAAUGUUUUAAAAUAAAAUUGGCACAUGUUGUGGAUAGACAUUCUUAAAAAGAUUAAGAAAGACAUAAUAUAUCAUUUAUUAUGUUCCAUAAAGUGCUAUUGAUAGAAACUCUGUGUGUCUUUAGGGCAGUAAGAUGCAAAUGGAAUCAAUGUUAAAGUAUUUCAAGGUGUUGCUGGGCAGUGGUGGUGCACACCUUUAAUCUCAGCACUUGUUAGGCAGAGGCAGGCAGAUCUCUGAGUUCAAGGUCAGCCUAGACUACAGACUGAGUUCCAGGACAGCCAGAACUACACAGAGAAACCCUGUCUUGAAAUUUUUUAUUUAAAUGUGUAUUGAAUUUUCUACAUAGGUAUAUAUUUUUGCAUACAUACAUACAUAUUCUACAUAAAUAGUAUAGUUUAAUCCUAACAAAAGUUUAUCUAUAGGUUUUAUUUUCAG